Molecule: messenger RNA, 6531 nt
Organism: Coregonus sp. 'balchen'
Lineage: Eukaryota; Metazoa; Chordata; Actinopteri; Salmoniformes; Salmonidae
Source: the annotation of a GenBank genome assembly
AUGAGGAAUCUACUGAUAUUCAUCAUCCUGUCCUUCAUGACAGGUAAUACGCUUGUUAUAUCACUCUAUAGCAAUGUAAUAACACCCAGUUAGUAUUCUUUAAAAUACUUCUACUCAAGAGUCUGGGAUACCAGUGUGUAUGGAUAAUAUGAUGAUGCCACCACUGUUUUCAAAUGUCAUCUCAGGUUGUGUAAGCUGCCUUGAAGUGGAAGGACUCUCAGGAGGAACUGUCAUCUUCAGCUGUAAAUACCCAGUCAAAUAUCAAGAAAUAUUUCUGCAAGGAGUCAACUCAAAGUUGUGAGGAGAAAAUAAGAAGUGGGAUGAAGAACACCUGGGAGAACAAGAAUAGAUUAUCUUUGUGUGACACUGACGGGGAUCACUUCACAGUGGCCAUCAGAAAACUGGAUAAAAGUGAUGAAGGGAACUACAAAUGUGAAGUGAACACCAGAUACACCAAGUGGCCAUUUUACUAAGGUGGAGCUGAAAGUAAAGGAAGGUGAAAGACUUUGACUUUAAUUUGGCCAAAAAAUGAAUUUAAAGUGCAAUUCCGCUACUUUUCAACCUCAUAUUCAUUAUCUUCAGCACCAAACCAGUGUCUACAUAUGUGCAAAUUGCGUGUUUCUAUGAUCUGUGGUUAAAAUGAUAGGAAGAAAGGUCCUAAAAAAUGCUUCUCUGUGACAUCACAGGGUAGGAUUCAAAGUAAAAAAAAACCUGGAGUGGCUGUAGAUCCAACUUUUCCAAGACCUUUUUUUCAGAACUAAAGAUUCCGAAGCUUCUGCAUGUGCAGAUCACGUUCUGCGCAUGUGUAUUCUCUACUUUACAUACUGUAUAUAUAUUAUAUUCUCUGCUCUACUCGUAAAGAACAGGCUACUCUGGCGAAUGGUGCUAGAAUAAAGUUAGAUCAAAGCUGAAUCCAUGUCUGCAAGAUGACAUAAUGAUAGAAUUCUACAUAACAGAACUGAAUAUAAUAGUUAUUGUAAGACAAAAACACCACAGCAUUUUUCUCUCAUGUGGCCAAAACUCAACAGCGUGUGCCACUAGGCAAAAUAAACAUACGGGCUAUGUUAUAGUUUGUUAACACCAUCUGCUCUAAAAUUCGCCCACAGUACAUAUUUCAAAACAACACUGUAGGCUACUUCAAACAACACUGUGUAACUCAAGAAGAUCUAAAUGCAUAUGAGGUCAAAUGGUUGGUAUGCAGAUGCUGCAUGUACGUUUCACCUGUAAAACUUUAGGAGAGACUGAGGUAAUAAAGGCUGAGGUUGUGUUUCCCUUGACAGAUGACUGCUGUAAGAACUCAGUCACAGAGAUGACAGCCUAUCUGGGGGGAAACGCUACCAUCACCUGCCAGUAUCCAGAGGACCAUGUGAAUCGCAUCAAGUAUUUCUGCAAACAAGAUGAUCGCUUCAUCUGCAAAUCCAAGAUCACUUUAAAAUCUGACAAAAUAUUAAACAAACAUGGUCGAUUAUUUGUGUCUGAUAACAGAGAGGAGAGAGCCUUCACUGUGACCUUCACCAACCUGACUGUGGACGAUAUAGGGGUAUACUGGUGUGGUGGGAAAACGAAUGUCUACACCACCCUGAUCACUGAAGUACAACUCAUAGUUAAUGGUGAGUGUAAGCAUUGUUAUUCAUAUCAUGUACUCCAAGCACCGUUUUUUCACCAAUUUAUUUUGUUUUUAGACAAAAGAUAAAUAGUAAUACCAUCCAGGUUAUGGAGCAAGGCCUACUAGUAUCUUGGUCACAAAGGAUGCAAGGAAUCAAGGAAUUACAAAUUGGGAAAGAGCACUUCCUUUUGUCACUUCCUGUGUUGAGUUUCUUUGUGGUGACCUAGCUGUGAGAUCUGGGCAUGCUUAGUCAUGACAUUGUGGUCUGUGAAGGAGUUGGUGAUUUUGGCAGUCCACUUUACAAUUAGCUUAUAAUCUUUGCUCUAUGAUGCCAACGACUUACUAUCAAAGCACACUCUUUAACACUUCCAGCUACUUAGCCUAUUGGUCAUUUCAACCAAUGAACUGUCUUACAAUAGUACACUCUUAGAAAAAGGGUUCCAGAAGGGUUCUUUGGCUGUCCCCAUAGGAUAACCUUUUUUGGUUCCAGGUAGAACCCUUUUUGGUUCCAGGUAGAACCCUUUUUGGUUCCAGGUAGAACUAUUUUGGGUUCCAUGUAGAACCCUUUCCAAAGAGGGUUCUACAUGGAACCCAAAAUAGUUCUACCUGGAACCAAAAAGGGUUCUACCUGGAACCCAAAAGGGUUCAAGGGUUCUACAUGGAACCCAAAAGGGUUCUAUCUGGAACCAAAAGGGUUCUACAUGCAACCAAAAAGGGUUCUUCAAAAGGUUAUCCUAUGGGGACAGCCGAAGAACCUUUAUUGGUUCUAGAUAGCACAUUUUUUUCUAAGAGUGUAGGGAACUGUGGGCCUAUUACUCCAUUGCUUAUAGUUUGUUCUCAUAGGAGACGUUGUGAACAAAUAAUGUUUACCGUCAAGUUAGUGCGCACUACAAAUAUAAAAAAUUAAUCAAGUACGAUUUGCAUAUGAAGAUGUUAUGUAUUGCACCUCUAUAAUAUUCCUCUAUUGUAUGUGGGCCCAGCAAGUUUAGCUAAAAAAAAAACAGACAAAUAACAUCUCAUUUAAUUGUGAAUUUGACUGUAUAUGUGAAUAUGAAUAUGUCUAUAUGAAUAGUGUAUACAACGUAUUUGUGUUGUCUUUUGGUGUUGUCUCUUGACAAUCUAUGACUCUCAUAUCCAUUAGCGCCACCCAAGACCACCACGGUGACCACCAUGUCUCCUGCAUCUUCAUCCAUGUCACCUCCAUCACCACUAAAUGGUAAAUCCAACCUUGAUAUGUAAAUUGGGUUCUCUUCUUCUUUUGUCUUUUUUUAUGGGGUAGAUCAGCUUUAAUAUUGCAGAUCGAUUGUGGCGUCAAUCAGUGUAAUUGUCUGCAUAAUUUCCAACCCCCCAUAUAUAUUUAUACAGUGCAUUCGGAAAGUAUUCAGACCCCUUGACUUUUUCCACAUUUUGUUAGGUUACAGCCUUAUUCUAAAAUUGAUUAAAUUGUUUUUUUUCAUUCAUCAAUCAACACCCCAUGAUGACAAAGCAAAAACAGGUUUUUAGACAUUUUUGCAAAUGUAUUAAAAAUAAAACCCUGAAAUAUCCCAUUUACAUAAGUAUUCAGACCCUUUACUCAGUACUUUGUUGAAGCACCUUUGGCAGCGAUUACAGCCUCAAGUCUUCUUGGGUAUAACGCUACAAGCUGGGCACACCUGUAUUUGGGGAGUUUCUCCCAUACUUCUCCCAUUCUUCUCUGCAGAUCCUCUCAAGCUCUGUCAGGUUGAAUAGGGAGCGUCGCUGAACAGCUAUUUUCAGGUCUCACCAGAGAUGUUCGAUCGGGUUCAAGUCUGGGCUCUUUGCUAUGAGACUCAAAAUUGAGCUCAGGUGCAUCUUGUUUCCAUUGAUCAUCCUUGAGAUGUUUCUACAACUUGAUUGGUGUCCACCUGUGGUAAAUUCAAUUGACUGGACAUGAUUUGGAAAGGCACACAGCUGUAUAUAUAAGGUCCCACAGUUGACAGUGCAUGUCAGAGCAAAAAUCAAGCCAUGAGGUCAAAGGAAUUAUCCGUAGAGCUCAGAGACAGGAUUGUGUCGAGGCACAGAUCUGGGGAAGGGUACCAAAAAAUGUCUACAUCAUUGAAGGUCCCCAAGAACAUAGUGGCCUCCAUCAUUCUUAAAUGGAAGAAGUUAAGAACCACCAAGACUCUUCCUAGAGCUGACUGUCCGGCCAAACUGAGCAAUCAGGGGAGAAGGGCCUUGGUCAGGGAGGUGACCAAGAACCCGAUGGUCACUCUGACAGAGCUCUAGAGUUCUUCUGUGGAGAUGGGAGAACCUUCCAGAAGGACAACCAUCUCUGCAGCGCUCCACCAAACAGGCCUUUAUGGUAGAGUGGACAGACGAAGCCACUCCUCAGUAAAAGACAGAUGACAGCCCGCUUGGAGUUUGCCAAAAGGCACCUAAAGACUCUCAGACCAUGAGAAACAAGAUUCUCUGGUCUGAUGAAACCAAGAUUGAACUCUUUGGCCUGAAUGCCAAGCGUCACGUCUGGAGGAAACCUAGCACCAUCCCUACGGUGAAGCAUGGUGGAUUCAGCAUCAUGCUGUGGGGAUGUUUUCAGCGGCAGGGACUGGGAGACUUGUCAGAAUCGAGGCAAAGAUUAACGUUGCAAAGUACAGAGAGAUCCUUGAUGACAACCUGCUCAAGACCUCAGACUGGGGCGAAGGUUCACCUUCCAACAGGACAACAACCCUAAGCACACAGCCAAGACAACGCAGGAGUGGCUUCGGGACAAGUCUCUGAAUGUCCUUGAGUGGCCCAGCCAGAGCCCGGACUUGAACCCAAUUUAACAUCUCUGGAGAGACCUGACAAUAGCUGGGCAGCAACGCUCCCCAUCCAACCUGACAGAGCUUGAGAGGAUCUGCAGAGAGAAAUGAGAGAAACUCCUCAAAUACAGGUGUGCCAAGCUUGUAGCGUCAUACCCAAGACUCGAGGCAGUAAUCGCUGCCAAAGGUGCUUCAACAAAAUACUGAGUAAAGGGUCUGAAUACUUAUGUAAAUGUGAUAUUUCCGUUUAUUAUUUUUAAUAAAUUUGCAAACAUUUCUAAAAACCUGUUUAUGCUUUGUUAUUAUGGGGUAUUGUGUGUAGAUUGAUGAGGGAAAAAAAAUUAUUUAAUCAAUUUUAGAAUAAGGCUGUAACGUAACAAAAUGUGUAAAAAUUCAAGGGUCUGAAUACUAUCCGAAUGCACUGUAUAACUGUUUGGUUUGGUUCUGCCCUCUAUAGUGCUGUCCGGUUAGAACAUGAUGUUGAGGCCCAUCACUGUACUCUUGAUAGUCACCACCACACACACACAGACACAGCUGUUUCCUUUGAAGAUGUUUAUAUGAUUUUGUUAAUCGGAAUGACUUUGAAUCUUAUUGUUGUGGUUAUUUCGAUACAUGCACAACAUUUAGACAUUCGUGUUAUUGUCGACAACAAAAAGACCUCAGAAACAUGCGUCUUCUCCCUUCGGACAACGAUAACACUCUGACCUGAGUGGGCGGGUGCAGUGUCCAGAUGCGCAUUUCCAAGCACUCUGAUUGGUUGGGAAUGGCAGGGCUAUGAUGGGUGAGGGGUAACUUAGGUAGGCUGAGCAGCCAAACUAACGGGACUUAAGGGAAACUGAAGGGACUGUGAGGGGAAGUUAGGUAGAUAGGAGAGGUGCAGGACGGCCUUUUUUACACAAACUUUUUCCAUUAUGUAAUCCAACAUUGUUAGUGGAUAUGUGUGCAACAAAAGUUCAACAAUCUUCUUUUGCUUCUAUUUCUGUCAAGUCUACGCAUACAAUUUGAUGCAUACAUAGGAUAAAUCCAACGUAUGCACCACACAAAAUGCACUGCAACUGCCUCUGCAACACAAUGCUGCAAGGAAAAUGAAGAAUGAAGUUACAAAGUCUGAUUGAGGCUUAAAUUACACUGGAAGGACUGUAUGUAAGCAGAAAAGAAGAGCUAAUUGCUUGUGGUCUACUCUCUCUGUGUGUGUGUGUGUGUGUGUGUGUGUGUGUGUGUGUGUGUGUGUGUGUGUGUGUCUUCAAGGAACCUCUGUGGUCAUCAUUGUAUCUGUGAGUCUGGGUGGGUUGGUGUUUGCUGUCAUCCUGGUCGUUGUCUACAGUUGUAAACGCAACAAAGAGAAAGGUGAGUAUUUUUUUUAAACACACACACACCAGUGGAGGCUGCUGAGGGGAGGACGUCUCAUAAUAAUGGCCGGAAUGGAGUCAAUGGAAUGUAUCAAACACAUGGUUUUCAUAUAUUUGAUACCAUUCACUCCAUUCCAGCCAGCCAUUACACACACACACUCACACACGCAUGCACGCACGCACGCACACACACACACACAGAGCAGACCACAUGCAAUCAGCUCCUCUGGUCUGCUUACAGUCCUUCCAGUGUAACUCUCCCUAUGAGUAAUGUGUUCUUUGUGUUCCACAGGAGCUGCCUCCUCAACACACAGGAUGAGCACAGAUGCAGGGAACAAUGGAAAGGUCAGUGUGUGUGUGUGUGAGGGAGGGAGGGAGGGAGGGAGGGAGGGAGGGAGGGAGUAUGUGUGUGUUUACGUAAGUUUGUGUCAAACAAUUAUUUCCUCUCCUUCACGACGUCCUCCUUCUCUUUUUUCCUCUUCCUCUCCUUCUCCUCUUAUCUCCUCAUCCUUUUCUCCCUCCUCCUCCUUCUCUCCUCCAUCUGUCUUCCUCCUCCCUCUCUUCUCCCUCCUCCCUCUCUCCUCCUCUUUCUCCUCUCCAGGGUGGUAUUGGUGACUCUGAAGGUAUAAAGGAGCGCCCCCUUCAGCCAGACUCAGGUCUGGCGACCACCAUCUACGCCUCUGACUCUCUUCACUACGCCAGUGUCAACUUCCAGAAGAACCCUGUCUGCCCCACCGAAGCCACCGCCGCCAUCGCUAAAGACGACACUUCUUUCGCUGACUACGCCACUGUGAACUUUGGUCAAAGCCCCGCCUAA